This is a messenger RNA of Paraphaeosphaeria sporulosa, 381 nucleotides long. RefSeq lists its product as uncharacterized. The coding region runs from base 1 to 381 and encodes 126 amino acids. Lineage: Eukaryota; Fungi; Ascomycota; Dothideomycetes; Pleosporales; Didymosphaeriaceae. The record is from RefSeq and is a predicted model, not a curated record. The transcript is spliced from 3 exons.
AUGGCUUCGGGCACAUUCGGGUCGUACCCCGUCCUCUUCGGCACUGGCCUCGCAUGCGGCCUGCUAAGUCUCGGCCACACGGCCAAAGGCCUCGAGCAGUUUAAGCAUCCAUCCACGAACCAGCUCCCUCCUCAACUCCGUGGCGCCUCCAAGAUUGGCUGGUACGAGGGCAGCGUUUGGUUUUUGAUUGCGGGCGUUAUGAACUACAAAUGGAGUCAAACGGGCCUGGUGGACCUUGCCGACAAGACUGCUGCCAGCCUGUUGAUCACCUUGCUCUUUGGAGCUGGUGCAAGCUAUUGGCGCGUGAAUGACAAACCCUCUGCUGGAAUUCUGCUCGCGGUGGGUGUAUUGCAAGCUAUUGGUGCAAAGCAAGCUUCGUAA